Sapajus apella (tufted capuchin) is the source of this 675-nucleotide messenger RNA. RefSeq names its product transducin-like enhancer protein 2. Gene Ontology annotation, biological process: negative regulation of canonical Wnt signaling pathway; regulation of DNA-templated transcription. Gene Ontology annotation, cellular component: nucleus; transcription regulator complex. Lineage: Eukaryota; Metazoa; Chordata; Mammalia; Primates; Cebidae. The coding region runs from base 265 to 660 and encodes 131 amino acids. The transcript is spliced from 5 exons. The record is from RefSeq and is a predicted model, not a curated record. Gene Ontology annotation, molecular function: transcription corepressor activity; protein binding.
GCCGCCGCGGCUGCCCUCGCCGCGCCCCCGCGCCCCGGCCGCCGCCCCCGCCCCCGCGCCCCGCGCGCCCCGGCCCGGGGAGGGGCUCCCACGACCCCGCGCUUGGCGGGGGGCGCCAGGGACUCCCGGGUCCGCUGCCCCGCGCCGUCUCGCCCUCCUCCCUCUUUCUUCGGGCAGCCCCCCCCCACUUCAGCCUCCCCCACUCUUGCCGCCUCCAUAUCCUCAAGCUCCGGUGGCACUGGGGGGGCUUCUCGGAUCGGCAGGAUGUACCCCCAGGGAAGGCACCCGACCCCGCUCCAGUCCGGCCAGCCCUUCAAGUUCUCGAUCUUGGAGAUCUGCGACCGCAUCAAAGAAGAAUUCCAGUUUCUCCAGGCUCAGUACCACAGCCUCAAGCUAGAAUGUGAGAAGCUGGCCAGCGAGAAGACGGAAAUGCAGAGACAUUAUGUGAUGUAUUAUGAGAUGUCUUAUGGACUCAACAUUGAAAUGCAUAAGCAGGCGGAGAUUGUGAAGCGCCUGAGUGGCAUCUGCGCUCAGAUUAUCCCCUUCCUGACCCAGGAGGUGAGCGGGCCUGGGGGUGGGGGCAGGAGGGGAAGGAGGCUGGAAGAAGAUGGGAGGGGGUCGGUCUGGGAGAGGACGCCCCAGGCGCUGAUUGUGCAGUGAUCUGCAGCCCAGAUA